Messenger RNA from Heteronotia binoei (common prickly gecko), 1625 nucleotides. It is a transcript of the gene SMTNL2, whose product is annotated as smoothelin like 2. Gene Ontology annotation, biological process: actin cytoskeleton organization; positive regulation of vasoconstriction. Gene Ontology annotation, molecular function: protein phosphatase 1 binding; tropomyosin binding. Gene Ontology annotation, cellular component: I band; M band; microtubule organizing center. The record is from RefSeq and is a predicted model, not a curated record. The transcript has 9 exons. Bases 58 to 1497 code for a protein of 479 amino acids. NCBI's taxonomy places the organism in Eukaryota, Metazoa, Chordata, Lepidosauria, Squamata, Gekkonidae.
UGGGAAUUGGAAAGCGGGCGAGGGUCGCCCCCUCCUCUCCUCCUUCCGCGGGCCAACAUGGACGUGAGCACCGCGCGGCCCUCGGCGAGCGACAUCGCCGACCUCAACAGCCAGGACGCGCAGACAGUGUGCGAAGCGCUGGGCCGCUACGAGGAGACGCUGCGCGGCGCCGUCAAGGAGAUCCACGUGGACAUCCAGGUCUUCAAGAGCGGCGUGGACCGGCAAGUGGCCGAGGUGCUGCGCCUGGCCAACCCGUUGGCUCAUACCGUGGCCGAGCUGCAACAAGAGAACCGGCACUUGCGGGCGCAGGUGGAGCGUCUGGCCCGGCAGGUGGAGGGCCUCCGCGGGGCUGCCGGCCUGACCGACGACUGGAUGGCCGAGCCGGGCGGCGCGCCGACAUCCAAGCUGAGCGGCAGCGCCAGGUUCUCCAGCCACGCCAAGCUGUCCUUGUCAACCAAGAGUCAGAGUUUGGACUUGGAGGAUCAUAAUGACUCAGAGAGCAGGAAGGCUUUCGAUUUCUCUAUAGUUGAAAAUGGACAUCAGCCUUCAGGAGGCCUGGCCAAACUUGCUCCGGAACCAGCCUCACCUCUUCACCUGCCAAACGCACCCCCUGAGGCACACGCUCCGGCAGUGAGCUCACGGAUGCCGCACCUUCCGGUUACCGCGGUAACCAGAGUAUCGGAAACCUUUUCAGGAGAAACCUCUGGGGGGCCAAUUACACCGAGUGUCCCUGGAGGACAGCAGAACAAAAGCCACAGUGAGGCUGUGUCAAAAACUUCAAAUCAAUCAGUGAGUGCUGCGAAGAGCUGGAGUUCAAGUUCUGUCAGGACAAGUGCAUCCAUCACCUCAGAGAAAUUCUCUUCUGUCACAAAGUCCACGUCAGCUACGAGCUAUGGAGUGACUGGUGGAACCCAGGCUAGUGAGAGCAUAACAGCCAGCCAGCAACACGAUGUAACCCCCAAAUCCCCCUCCCCACCUCCGGCAGCCCAUCGGCCAGUGGAAAAACGGAGAGAGUUGGUGAGAUCUCAGACGCUGCCCCGCACUUCAGGAACCCAGGCCAGGAAGGCGCUGUUUGAGAAGUUUGACCAGGACCGUGGAAAGGGGAAAGGGGAGAUUCGGCCUAAGCUAAAAAGAUCACAGAGUUUUGGGGUUGCCAGCGCCAGCAGCAUCAAGCAGAUCCUCUUGGAGUGGUGCCGUUCCAAAACCAUCGGCUAUAAGCACAUUGACCUGCAGAACUUCUCGUCCAGCUGGAGCGAUGGAAUGGCCUUUUGUGCUCUUGUCCACUCAUUUUUCCCCGAAGCGUUCGAUUACAACGCGCUCGACCCUGCCAAGCGCAAGGAGAAUUUUGAAAUGGCAUUCACAAUGGCAGAGAAAAUGGCCAACUGUGAUCGCCUGAUAGAAGUGGAAGACAUGAUGGUGAUGGGCCGCAAGCCGGACCCCAUGUGUGUCUUCACUUACGUACAGUCCCUCUACAAUCACCUCCGCCGCUUUGAAUGAGACCGGGAAGGGCCUCGUCCACCUCGGGAGGAUGGUGACGGCAAGAACGGGGCUUGGCCAUGGCUUCUCUCGUUCCUGGUGCUUGCUGCUGCUCCGCCGCUUGCAUCACUGACACAGCAGCCACUGAA